AAGGGGUCUGAUAGAAAAGUCCUAAAACCCUAAACCCUAAAAGAGGUUUCUAGACCUUUCCAGUUUUCCCGAACUAACCUCAACGAGCUCUCUUCCGGAGUCCUGACUCUCAUAUAACAGUUUCCUCUUCUGCUCGCAUUUCUCCUUCUGUACUAAAACCCUAGAAACCAAAAACUCUCUAGCUUUCUUUCCAUUUUCUUCUUCUCCUCUUCCCACCAUGUAUCGUGCUGCUGCAACCCUUGCAUCCAGAGCCAGGAUCUCUAGAAAUGGCAGCCAGCAGAUUGGCAGUCGGUUGAGCUGGAGCAGAAACUAUGCGGCAAAAGAUAUUAAAUUUGGGGUCGAGGCUCGGGCGUUGAUGCUUAAAGGUGUUGAAGACCUCGCAGAUGCUGUCAAAGUGACAAUGGGACCGAAGGGUCGUAACGUUGUCUUAGAACAAAGCUUUGGUGCACCCAAAGUGACAAAAGAUGGUGUGACUGUUGCAAAGAGUAUUGAAUUUAAGGACAGAGUUAAGAACAUGGGUGCAAGCCUUGUGAAGCAGGUUGCUAAUGCAACCAACGAUGUAGCAGGAGAUGGUACCACUUGUGCCACAGUCCUCACUCGUGCAAUAUUUGCCGAGGGUUGCAAGUCAGUUGCAGCUGGGAUGAAUGCGAUGGAUCUAAGGCGCGGGAUCACAAUGGCAGUUGAUUCUGUGGUGACAGACUUGAAGAGCAAGGCACGAAUGAUUAGCACAUCGGAAGAGAUAGCACAGGUUGGUACCAUAUCAGCAAACGGGGAAAGAGAGAUCGGCGAGCUGAUAGCAAAGGCGAUGGAGAAAGUUGGCAAGGAGGGAGUCAUCACCAUCGCUGAUGGAAAGACUUUGUACAACGAAUUGGAAGUUGUUGAGGGAAUGAAACUGGAUAGGGGUUACAUAUCCCCUUAUUUCAUCACUAACCAGAAGAACCAAAAAUGUGAACUUGAUGAUCCUCUUAUUCUAAUUCACGAGAAAAAAAUCUCUAGCAUUAAUGCGGUGGUGAAAGUGCUGGAGUUGGCUUUGAAGUUGCAAAGGCCUUUACUAAUUGUUUCCGAAGAUGUAGAAAGUGAUGCAUUGGCGACUCUCAUUCUAAAUAAACUUCGUGCUGGAAUUAAGGUCUGUGCCAUUAAAGCACCUGGUUUUGGAGAAAACAGGAAAGCCAAUUUGCAAGAUCUUGCCAUUCUCACUGGGGGUGAUCUCAUAACUGAGGAACUCGGGAUGAACCUUGAAAAGGUGGAACAUUCUAUGCUAGGCACAUGCAAAAAGGUGACGAUAUCUAAAGAUGACACUGUCAUUCUUGAUGGGGAUGGUGAUAAGAAGGCUAUUGAAGAAAGGUGUGAUCAGCUGAGGUCAGCAAUUGAAUCGAGCACAUCGGAUUAUGACAAGGAGAAGCUACAAGAAAGAUUGGCAAAGCUUUCAGGAGGCGUUGCAGUGCUAAAGAUUGGAGGAGCUAGUGAAGUAGAAGUUGGUGAGAAAAAGGAUAGGGUGACUGAUGCUCUAAAUGCAACUAAGGCAGCUGUUGAGGAGGGCAUUGUACCUGGUGGUGGUGUUGCUCUUCUUUAUGCGUCGAGGGAGCUGGAGAAGCUGCAAACUGCGAACUUUGAUCAGAAAAUUGGAGUUCAAAUUAUUCAGAACGCUCUUAAGACACCUGUGCAUAUUAUUGCUUCCAAUGCCGGAGUUGAAGGGGCUGUGGUUGUUGGCAAGCUAUUGGAGCAAGAUAACACUGAUCUUGGAUAUGAUGCAGCCAAAGGUGAAUAUGUCGACAUGGUUAAGGCCGGGAUCAUUGACCCACUGAAAGUGAUCAGAACUGCAUUGGUGGAUGCUGCAAGCGUAUCUUCAUUGAUGACUACAACUGAGGCUGUUGUCGUUGAACUACCAAAGGAUGAGAAGGAGGUUCCAGCUAUGGGCGGCGGCAUGGGCGGCAUGGAUUAUUGAAGGUCUGACUAGUUGUUAUCCAUAGAGAAAAUUGCUUGAAGAGGAAAUGAAAUGGUUAGGGUUUUUAAGGUGGGUCCCUCUUAUCCUUUUUCAUGCACCCUAUUGGCACCAGGACAGUUAGGCGGUUAGAGUUCUUCAUUUUAGGAGGCUAGCCAUUUCUGUAAUCAUAGAGAGGUCACUAGGAAGUUUUAAUCCUGCUGUGCUACAAGUGCCAUGACUGCAACGGGAUUGGUUUCUUGGAACGGAAAGAUUAAGAUGGUUUUUGAGAUGA
Messenger RNA from Magnolia sinica, 2216 nucleotides. RefSeq names its product chaperonin CPN60-2, mitochondrial-like. The record is from RefSeq and is a predicted model, not a curated record. The coding region runs from base 218 to 1945 and encodes 575 amino acids. Gene Ontology annotation, molecular function: ATP-dependent protein folding chaperone; ATP binding. NCBI's taxonomy places the organism in Eukaryota, Viridiplantae, Streptophyta, Magnoliopsida, Magnoliales, Magnoliaceae. Gene Ontology annotation, cellular component: cytosol; mitochondrion. The transcript is spliced from 18 exons. Gene Ontology annotation, biological process: protein refolding.